Molecule: messenger RNA, 2577 nt
Organism: Mixia osmundae IAM 14324
Lineage: Eukaryota; Fungi; Basidiomycota; Mixiomycetes; Mixiales; Mixiaceae
Exons: 5
Coding region: 1-2577 (858 amino acids)
Biological process (GO): ribosomal small subunit assembly; maturation of SSU-rRNA from tricistronic rRNA transcript (SSU-rRNA, 5.8S rRNA, LSU-rRNA)
Cellular component (GO): Pwp2p-containing subcomplex of 90S preribosome; small-subunit processome
Molecular function (GO): protein binding
Source: RefSeq, a predicted model, not a curated record
AUGGUCCAGUCAGGCUUCGUCUUCUCGAACCUGAUCGGGACCGUCUACCGUCAAGGCAAUCUCUGCUUCACCCAAGAUGGCAACUCGGUCAUCAGUCCCGUCGGCAACAGAGUCACCGUACUCGAUCUUGUCAAUGAUCGUUCGAGGACGCUGCGGUUCGAGAACAGCAAGAAUAUCGCAUGCAUCGCGCUCUCGCCAGAUGGCAAUGUCCUGCUCAGUAUCGACAUGGAUGGCUACUGCCUCAUGGUCAACUUCAAGCGCGGCGUCGUCCUGCAUCGCUUCAACUUCAAGCAGCCCGUCAGAGACGUCGCUUUCUCGCCAGACGGACGAUUCAUCCUCGUCACACAUGGUCAUCAGACCCAAGUCUGGCGGACGCCCUCCCAUCUCGCUCGCGAAUUUGCGCCCUUUGUGCUCCAUCGCACCUACACAGGUCACUACGAUGAUGUGCUUUCGGUGCAAUGGAGUCCGGAUUCCAAAUGCUUCCUCACGACGUCCAAAGACAUGACAGCCAAGCUCUAUACGAUAGAUCCGAUCGAAGGCUAUCGGCCAAAGACCUUUGCAGGCCAUCGCGAUCACGUCUUGCAUGCCUACUUUUCUCAAGACGGCAACACCAUAUAUACCAUUGCCAGGGACGGCGUCGUGUUUACCUGGCGUGCAAAGGAGCAAGACGAGGACGAUAGCGAGAGCGAAGAUGAACGCAUGCGCGGACUCGAAGCGAUUCCAUCUACACGUUGGGGUUUGUCCGACCGCCACUACUUCCACCAAGCCGGUUCGCGAAUCACGUCCCUUACAUUCCACUCGCCCUCUUCGAUGCUCAUUGUCGGCUUCGCGAGCGGUGUCUUCGGCCUCUGGCUCAUGCCUGCCUUUGAGAACAUCCAUACUCUGUCAAUAUCGCAGGAGAAGAUCACUUCUGUCGUCGUCAACCCAUCGGGCGAAUGGCUUGCUUUCGGCGCCUCGAAGCUCGGUCAGCUACUCGUCUGGGAGUGGCAAUCUGAGAGCUAUGUCCUCAAGCAGCAAGGGCAUUUCUACGACAUGAAUUGCUUGACCUUUUCAAGCGAUGGACAGAACAUCGUCACCGGUGGCGAGGAUGGCAAGGUCAAAGUAUGGAACGCUUCGACCGGCUUCUGCUUCGUCACCUUCAGCGAACAUUCGUCUGCAGUCUCCGCCGUCGAAUUCUCGAAACAAGGUCAAGUCCUUUUCUCGGCUUCGCUCGAUGGCACGGUGCGUGCCUUCGACCUCGUCCGCUAUCGCAAUUUCCGAACGUUUACCUCCCCCUCGCCAGUCCAGUUCAGCUGUCUCGCCAUUGACCCUAGCGGCGACAUAGUCUGCGCUGCCGGCUCAGGCGAUGACUUUGAGAUCUGCGUCUGGUCCACGCAGACGGGCAAGAUUUUGGACAUUCUCACCGGUCAUGAGGGUCCAAUCUGUGGACUGGCAUUCUCGCCCACUGGCGAUCGCUUAGCAUCGUGCUCAUGGGAUGGCACUGCACGGCUAUGGGAUCUUUACGGAAGGAGCAGCGCCGUCGAGCCUUUUGAGCUAGGCUCGGAUGGUCUCGCGAUCGCGUUCCGACCAGACGGCAAAGAGAUCUGUGUAUCGACGCUAGACGGCCAGAUCGUCGUAUGGGAUGUCGUCAAUGGCAGACAGACUUCUGUUAUCGAUGGCCGAAGGGAUAUAGCGGGCGGUCGCAGAUUGGAUCAACAGCGAACUGCAGCCAACAGCACUUCCGGCAAGUGCUUCACCUCGCUUGCAUAUACAGCAGACGGUGCGAACGUCAUAGCGGGAGGCAACAGCAAGCAUGUCUGCCUUUACGACCUCAGAGAGUCUGUGCUGCUCAAGCGCUGGGAGAUCAGCCGGAAUCUGAGCCUUGACGGCACGCAAGAGCUACUCGACUCUCGCAAGCUAACCGAGGCGGGGCAUAUUGAUACCAUCGAUGAGCGUGGCGAUCUCUCGGAUCUAGAAGAUAGGCUCGACAAGACUCUGCCAGGCGCUCGAGGUGGUGAUGCCUCUCGACGGAAGUAUAAGCCGGAGGCGCGCACCAAGUGUGUUCGUUUCUCGCCAACAGGUCGGAGCUGGGGCGCAGCAAGUACAGAAGGUCUUCUUGUCUAUUCGCUGGAUGAUCAGCAAGCCACUUUCGACCCCUUUGAUCUCGAAAUUGACAUCACGCCAGAGACGAUCGCAGAAACCCUAGCAGCGCGCGAGUACCUGAAAGCGACCAUCAUGGCCUUCAGAUUAAACGAACACGCGGUCAUCAAGUCGGUCUAUGAUCAGAUACCACCCGACGAUGUCAAAAUUAUCGCUCGCACACUACCUGCGGUGUACACUGAAGCGCUCCUCAGAUUCCUUGCAACUGAGUUAGAGCAAGCGCCUCGUCUCGAGUAUAACUUGCGCUGGGCAGAAGCUGUUCUGUCGGCACGCGGCUCAUACUUGCGCACUAGAAGUGGCGAGUCCGCUGCAACUCUGCGCGCCCUGCAAAAGAGUUUGUCUGCAUGUCAAACGUCGAUCGCUCAGCUUUGCGAUGCCAACACGUUUGAUCUAGAGUACAUCAUUGAUCAGGUUGCAAGACAAUCUGUUGUUGUAUGA